CCAAAAGUAUAAUUUAGUAUUUGUCAGCUUCUUAACUGUUUCUUUCUUUCUUUUUUUUCUUAAAGUGAAAUAUGUAGAAUUUUUAAAAUGAAUGAUUUUUGUUUUUCCAAAAUGCACACUGUCUUUAUUGGGGUGGGGGGGUACGAAGGCAGACAUGCUGUCUCCAGAAACACUUGAAGUUUUCGUAUCACCCAUUUUCCUCUCCUUCCAACUCCUGGAAAAUGGCUAUAUGUUCCCAGCUAAGGAAGCUGAGGAAUAAAGGAAGAAUUUGGAUGACAUUCUUGGUACUUUGAGCACUCCUGCAGUGUCAUAAAGUAAGGCUACUCUCCAUAUGAGAUAGCAGACUAAACUCAAUGACAUGAAAUCCAUUUUCUCACUUCAUAAAUAUGUCCUGUCUUGGAUUGCUUGCUACUCCUAAAUUUGCUCACUCAGUUGUGACUUCAUUCAAAAAGAUGCCUUUAUCCCUGAUCUUCUCAGUGGUGCAUCUAGAUUUGGAAAAUUUUCUCAGCUAUUGACAUAUUUGAUGCUGUGAUUUCAAAAUUCAUUGGUUAAUGCUUUAAUAGAGGAAUAAGACAGAUUGAGAAAGCAGGUAUUUAACUUUAAAAUAUAUGCUGUAAAGUGUAGGUAAUAGUUGGUACCCCACCCCCUACUUCCCUGAUAUUUCUAUUGUUCAUGUAGUUUGUUAGGUAGUUAAUGGCACUUCUUACAACUUGAAUUUCCUGUGUUCUGCUGUGUUGGAUUUCCUAUGAAUAAAGCAAACAAAAAUCUCCUGGGCAUAAAAGAAAGCUCUUCCUCUUUAAAUAGCAGACAGAAAAUGUGGGGCUUUUUCCCUUGGAUUUGUAUUUCCAUGUGUAAUUACUAAAUUUGUCUGUAGGAGAAAGGAAUCCAGAUUUUUCUGUUACCUUCUUAAAGACACAUGCAGAUUGCCACACAGUGCACGUGGCACUUAUCUACGGCCGGGGCUUACAGUUUUGUGAGAAUUAGGUGAGCAUAUGGCCACUUCUUUUGCUGAAUGCCAGUCCCAGAGCAAUUGCUUCAGCUGGAGAAGCGGGAGGAGGAGCCUCUUUUGCUCACUGCAGCGAGUCCCCUUCUUUCUCUGGGCUGUGUAUAUUGGUUCUUCCAGCUCCAAGCCGCUCCUCAGUGUGGAAUAGGCAGGGUGUGCUCGCAGACCGUGGUGUAGCUGCAGUUUCUAUUUGGGGUGCCCACGGAAAGGAACACCAGGAAAGAAAGCCAGUGCCAUGGGCCAGCUUUGCUGCUUUCCUUUCUCAAGAGACGAGGGGAAAAUCUGUGAGUUGGAAAGCUCAUCCCCUGCAGUCCUACAGAAAUACAGCGAGGAUAUAUCCACCUGGCCAAGUGGUGAAAAGGACGGAGGGGAGCCGGAUGAUGCUGAACUGGUAAGGCUCAGUAAGAGGCUGGUGGAGAACGCGGUGCUCAAGGCUGUGCAGCAGUAUCUGGAAGAGACACAGAACAAAAAGCAGCUCGGGGAAGGGAGCUCUGUGAAAAUCGAAGAGGCUGAGCGGAAUGGCAAUGACAGUGAUAACAACAGGAAAUGAGACCCCAGCAGAUUCCUGCUGCUCUGUGAAAAGCAUCCUGCUCCCCUCUGCCAAGGCUCCGGACUGACUUGCAAUGUGCUUUUUAAGCAUCUCUUAUCCAAUCCAUGGAGGUUGCCCAAAGCUUUCAUGAUAGAUGCCUUUGCAUUUCUGAAACAACAGAAGAGAAAUGGAAUGCUGGCACUAGCAGGGGAAAUUAAUUUCUGGAAGAAAGAUGGCCCAAGUUUCACUUGCCCUCAGCCAGGCACAAGGGAGGGGGGACUUUGGAUCACGCCUCCUGGACUUAGAAGCUGCAGGAGAGGUCUUGCCAUAAAUGGAACACUGCCAUUUAUAUUGUGUAGGACAUUUGACUAAUUUAUCUGAGGCCAAAACUCACACACAGCUAUCAAGUGCUAAAUUUAAAUUCAUCACUGUUGAGAUUAUCAUCUGUGUAGUUAAUCCAUAAUGUUUUAUGUUGUUCUCAGUGUGCUGUCAUUGGGUAGUGAUCUUUCUUUACAGUAAAUUAUGUUUCAUGUAAAUGAUAUAUUUUCGGCAAAUGAAACCUUUUCUAUAAAAUGUGGGCAACAUUUCAAAGGGUUUUUAACCUUAUUUUGAUAAGUCAAUAUGCCAUAUUUAAUGUAUUUCAUUGACAUUUGUACUUUAAAUGUAUUAUAUAAUUUUUUUUCCCUUAGGCAAGAAACCUGUUGGAAUUCAAGACUUAAUUAAUGAAGCUUUACAUCGAGAAAGGAUGGGUCUCAAGGCCAAGGUGCAACAGAUAAAGAAACUUUUAUUAAAGCCUGAGACUCAGGCCAAAAUUAGGAGGGAGCUUUUUGAA
Molecule: messenger RNA, 2364 nt
Organism: Marmota monax (woodchuck)
Lineage: Eukaryota; Metazoa; Chordata; Mammalia; Rodentia; Sciuridae
Gene: Akap7
Product: A-kinase anchoring protein 7
Exons: 3
Coding region: 1239-1553 (104 amino acids)
Cellular component (GO): cytosol
Molecular function (GO): protein kinase A regulatory subunit binding
Source: RefSeq, a predicted model, not a curated record